AUGGAGAGUCCAACAUCAACGGCACGAUCUCCAGAAGAUGAGCUCAUUUUCGAGAAAUCCGCAAAAGUCAAACAAUGGGUAAAGAACCGAAUGAAGGAGCUCGAGGACCAAAACGAACGUUUACGAUUACAAAACCUACGAUGUACGACACAGCUGCAGAUGUUGAGAAGUUUUACUGAGAAAAGCAAACAACUGAAAGCGGAAAUGGCGAUGAGUAGAAGUAUUACGGGAACAUUGCCAGUGAUGCGGGACACUGAGAAUCGUACGUCGGAUGAUUCGGGACUUACAAGUGACGAUACCAGUGAACGACGUCUACUAGGAACCAGUGCAAUCGAGUCAACACCGAGGCAACAGAGGAAACCAGUUCGACUACGGAAAGAAUCCAGCGAAGGAGACAAAGGUUCAUCCACGUCGGAUUCAUCUCCGUGGGAGGAGAAGGCGAAACCGAUUCCAGUACCGAGGAAAAUCACCGGCAACAAUAAUUUCAUGGAACGAGACAGCUUGAAUUCGUAUGCUGAUGACUAUGAAUUUGACGUUGAGGAUGAGAUUUUUGAUGAAAUCGGUUCGCCAGCUGACAAGGAGGGGAAUCAUAAAUAUAGCGGUUAUGUGAAUCUCUCCGACUUUGUUGCAAUCCGUGACGAUAAGAACAUCUACAGUGACAUCGUGAAGUCGUCCAACGAACGUCCAGCACUUCCAGAGCAUAAACCAAAGGCAUGGGAGUCGAGACUGCUUCACUUAGCCACCGAAUGCUUGUCAGUGAGUGAUUGCGCGGCCGAGUGCGACGUCCCAUGCACCAGCGCAUCGCCACACCAUUCGGCUAACAACCUUGGGACAGAUUCUCCGGCCUCGAGACGCUCCUGCAUUAGUAAAUUGUCCGUGCGCUCCUCUCCUCGUGCUCUGUCCUUAUCGUCGGCGUCACCGAUCACUCCCGAAGGUCUUUACGCGAUCCGAGAUGUCUCAUUGGAAAAACGAAGCGACGACGGCUAUUACACUCCACCAGAUGCUUCACGACAUAGCGGUGACAUUCGAACAUCACUUAUACCAUCAUUUGAUACGGUGGAAAAAAGCGGAUACUGGAAUCAGAUGUCAGAUUCACGUCUGAAAUCGUUGAAAAGAAGAUAUGUAGUACUUAAGAAUAAUCAACUCAGCUUCUAUAGGACAGCCAAACAUAUUACGAAGGGAGAGGAUCCGCUUAUGAAGAUUGCGGUUGCUGAUAUUAUUUCUGUGGCAAAAAUUUCACAGCAAGGAUCAACCUAUGCAUUUCAGUUAGUCACGCAAUCAGCUAAGUACCAGUUCAUGACCGACAGCGAACGGACCACACACGAAUGGGUCACCACCCUCAACGCCGUGAUCAAAGGAUCAACUAUUCGUGAUUUGGCCACUCGUUGUGCCCCGGUGGAAGCGUCGAUCAGCGGUUGGAUGACGAAAGUCCGAUGUGGGCAUUCGAAACGAGUAUACGCCUCAUUAGUUCGACACAAGCUUAUGUUUUUCAAGAGUGCUGAGGAUACGGUUCCUUGUGGAUUUACACAGUUAAAAGGAGCUCGAGUUAUGGACAAACAAAAAACCUCCUCAGAUGAAUACAGCGGCAGCAGCGACGAGCAGAACACUGAAAAAAGCCCACAAACGCAGAAGAAGGACACCUACAGCCUAAGCAUAGAGAUGGCCAAUGAGGAUCCGUUGUAUAUAGUGUUGAGAAGCAGCGAGGAAAAAGAGAAAUGGUUGUAUUUUCUGCGAGCAGCGAGUGGCGAUGCGACUUUGUGCGGUUCACCUUUUGCCGUUUUGGUGCAACGAAUGUUAGCUGAGGGUGGAGCGCCAGAUUCUCCUCUGUGGAAGGACCUAUUGUUGACUUCAUGUGACGACACCCCCAAGGAAACGCUCAUGGAUUUUGAUGGAACUGACAAAAAGAAGGCACUCGAAAUUGCAAAGGCAACGUACCUUUUUGUCUCGGUACUAAUGCGUCCAAUUGCUGCCCAAUACCAUAUUGAUCUCGCACAGAAUAUUCUGUCUACUGCCAUGCAACACGAAUUCCUUCGCAACGAGGUGUAUGCGCAACUAAUUAAGCUGACAAGCGGCUCAAUGCCCUUCUCGCUCCAGGGCUGGAAAUUGCUGGCAAUGGCGAUUCCACUAUUCGUCCCAACACAGUACUCACUACUUUGGCUGCUGAAGAAACACAUCGCCCGUUGGUGUAUGAAGACCGGCGACGAGUCAAACAUGGCCGAGUACUGUCAAUGUGCGCUGGAACGGGUGCUGCGCGUCGGCGGACGAGAGGCGGGCCCGAGUCGACUCGAGACCACGUCGGUCCUGACGCGAGAUCCCACAACCACCAAAUUCCCGCAUUCGAUUUCGGUUCGACUGCCAAAUGGACAAUAUCAGGUGGUCGAAUUCGAUGGUUCCACAGAAAUCGGUCAAUGUCUUUCGUCCUUGUGUCUGAAGCUUGGGAUUCGGCCAGCUUUGCUUUCCGGCUAUGCCCUGUACAUUGACGAUCCAACAACGAAAGGUCUUCAAUUGUUAAAGGGAAAACAAAAGCUUUGCGAUUGUCUUUAUGAAUGGGAGGUCCGACAACGGGAUGUCCUCCGUGGUCGAAUCUCCGCUGAUUGUACAGCAACUCUAUCACUCAGAAUGCGGCACUACUGGAGACAUUUGAUAUGUAACGAGACAGCGAUGGAGCGAUCUUUUUUGGUGUGGCGAAUGGCGGAUGAAUUGGUUUGCGGGCAGAUCCCAACCAGCCCACAGUUAGCAGAACAGUUGGCCGCUCUUUAUGCACAGCUCUCCUAUGGUGAUGCUCCUGCGCAAAUCACUGAUGAACAGUUUUCUUUUAUUACCAAGCAAUUCUAUCCUGCAAAAAUGCUCGAUGUGUCCUGCUUGAAGUCAUUAAGAUCAUCGCUUCAUUCAAGCUGGAGUGAGCUUUGUGGUAUGGGUGAGGUGGACUCCAUUAGGGUUAUCCUUCAGGUCCUGCGAAAGUGGCCGCUUUUCGGUUGUCAUCUCCAGGCGGCUGGCAUGAGGACUAGCAAUGAGCGGAAAGUUUUCCUGGCGUUGGCGGAUACCGCCGUCCAUGUCAUUGAUCAUCGACAUUUUGAUGUUAUUCGGUCAUUCCCUUACAAUCGCCUAGCGUCUUUCGGUGGUUUUCACAACGAUUUUAUGUUGACAGCCGAAAGAGUGUUGUUACCCGAAUCUCAUCCAGAAGAAACAAGUCGAGAGAGGGUGACUUUCAGUAUGGAAAAGCACGAGGUCGAGCAGUUGACACUUCAUCUGGCUGAGUACAUACGUUGCCAAAAACUCGUGUGGAAAGUUUCUAAGUAG
Messenger RNA from Necator americanus (New World hookworm), 3300 nucleotides. RefSeq lists its product as uncharacterized. The transcript has 26 exons. NCBI's taxonomy places the organism in Eukaryota, Metazoa, Nematoda, Chromadorea, Rhabditida, Ancylostomatidae. Gene Ontology annotation, cellular component: cytoskeleton. The coding region runs from base 1 to 3300 and encodes 1099 amino acids. The record is from RefSeq and is a predicted model, not a curated record.